AUGUUUGUAGCUGGUGGCUUCUGUGUGCGCCGUGGCUUCCUCCAGCACGUGCGUUUUCGGGUCAAACUACCUACAUGUCCAGUCCUGGGGUUGGUGGUGGUGAGUCAUCAGUCUAAGUGGCUUCUAAUACGCGAUCUAGCUGUGAUGUUGCCAACGCUUGUGGUAACGCCUAACGAGGUCAAAAUAAAAACCUCGGGUCCUCAGCCAUUGGUGGCUCCUGAUCCUCCAGCGGCCGCUCUUAUUGGCCGCCCCACCCGUCAAUUCGCUGUUAACACUUCCUGGUCGCAUCGCGGAAAUAAGCAAAAGCACGCUGUGGAGACCGUCUAUAUACACGCUGAAACGCAGAUAGCUCUCCCUAGGUGCGACGUCAUGGAGAGCCCCACGGCCCUGCAGAUCGCUUACGCCCAUCGCCGUGCCAUAAACGCAGCCAUAGUGGAUCUCUUUGGGGAUAUUUCUGGGGCCUCCGUGCUUGCCUACGACUUGCUUAAAUGUACCCAAAUGGAGGUGAAUAACGAGACGGAGAAAGACAAGACCUUCGGACGUCGCUUUGAGUUAUUGGUCGCUCUCCAAAGAGCCCACGCAGAUGAGAUGAUUGCAGCGCUGUCAAUGAUAACCGCGGGAUUCUGUGGUGGAGAGAUACUGUCUCUAUUUGUCCCCUCCAAAGCUUCUGCUGAGACAAAGGUUUCUGCAGGACUUGUUGUUGAUGUUCUUGGAGUUGCUGACUCACCAACUACACUAAUUUCAGCUUCUUGA
Molecule: messenger RNA, 753 nt
Organism: Mesocestoides corti
Lineage: Eukaryota; Metazoa; Platyhelminthes; Cestoda; Cyclophyllidea; Mesocestoididae
Source: the annotation of a GenBank genome assembly